Messenger RNA from Aphis gossypii (cotton aphid), 2626 nucleotides. Its product is annotated as astakine-like. The coding region runs from base 387 to 788 and encodes 133 amino acids. The transcript has 3 exons. NCBI's taxonomy places the organism in Eukaryota, Metazoa, Arthropoda, Insecta, Hemiptera, Aphididae. The record is from RefSeq and is a predicted model, not a curated record.
CUCGCGGGGCUGGCCAAUUGUCGCGGAACCGUUGUCAAUGUACAUACUGCAACCGUGGUAUCAUAUUUAUAACUGUUGUGUGUUUGUUUUGCGCGCGUAACCGGUUUCUACGUUCGAGUCCCGUACCCGCGAUCGAUACAAUACUCUGCCCGCCCGUUUGUUUUAUUUUCGUAUUAUCACUUUGGAUUUUGUCAGAGUUUCCGCGCGACAACCAUCGAUCUUCAUAAUAAUAUUAUAAUAGUAAUCGACUAUAAUCCGAAAACAACUAUUCCCGUAAAUUCACGUCUCGAAGCGAAUUUCAGUGAGCUGUCUACGUCGUCGCACGACGAUCCCCGCCGAAUCGAUUUUGAACAUAAAAAAUUGAAGUCAAAAUAAAUAACAGCAAUAUGGGAAAAUUGUCUUUGGCCGUGGUUAUGAUUUUGGUGGCUACAGUUGCUGCAUAUCCAAGCAAACCGUCGUUUCUCGGGUGCCAGAGCUCUGAAGACUGUGGUGUGGACGAAUGUUGUGUUUUAGGUAUGAUGCGGUAUAGCGUGCCCACUUGUAGACCCCUGGGCGAAGAGGGCGAUACGUGUCGUCCACACUCCGGUGACGUUCAACCUAAGAACAUAACAGUCACUUACCCCGACGGAUCGUCUGCCGAUCUGUACGUGCAUACCAUACUGUGCCCAUGCGCCACCGGACUCGAGUGCUCGGACGGUAUGUCGUGUACCGGGUUGGACGGGGCCGGUAAGCUGCUGUUGCGCGAGGACUACACGGACGUGGAUGACCUCAAUCACCUGCGACGAUGAACAGCCACAUUAUAGUUGCGAUAUCCCCAUUGCUAUAUUUUUAUUAUCUAUAAUUAUUAUUAUUAUUAAUUAUUAUUUUAUUGAUAAAUUGUUUUCUACACUGGCGCAACACUAAAAAAAAAAAAUGAUUACUGUAAUAUCAUUGUUAUAAUAUACACGUGCCUACUAGUUUUUAUAAUGCUACCUAUGAUAUAAUAAUAUAAUACACGAGUCCUAUAUAGGUUUACUUUACUGUAAUGCAAAUAGCGCAAUAGACACGUCGUAUAGGUGCGCACUCCGCUGCAGAUCGUCCGUUAUUUCGUUCUGUUAAUGUCCUAAUCCUGACUUUUACUUUCAAUAUUUAUCAAGUCAAUCAUAUUAUCGGCCGUUGUCUGUGUCGUAGAUCUACGAUUUAUAUCCACUUAAGGUUUCAACAAAAUUGAGAACAAAUUUGAAUUAAAAAAAAAAAAAAAAAAUGAACAAUAUUUAAACUAUUUUAUCUUGAAAAUGAAUAGUACGAACAUGUUUUAUUAAGCGUAAGCUAAAUAUUAAGACAUGAAAACGAUUAUCGAUGGGAGGAAGAGCAUGAUGGACGAAUUACCUAUAGUAAAGAUCUAACGAAUGAGAGGUAUGCGCUGCGUGUGCUUAUAUGAUCUAUGCGACUAUAAUUUAGCCUAAAUGUACUGUGCCAAUAAACAUAAUAAUUCAUAAUAUUUUCAUAGUAUUUUCCAAAUUUUUCAAUAAGAUAUCUCAUAACUUCACAAGAGUCGAUAUUCGUCGAUUGAAAUUCAAUUUCGAGUUCAACAGUUCAAAUGAACACGACCAAACGAAUCGGAAAAAAAAAUUCUGCAAUCUUGAUAUCGCCAUUCCGUAGCCAUAAUAUUAUUAUUAUCGUUGUAAAUCGUAAUGCUUAUAUAGUUUUCCAUCGUCAAUUAUUGUGUAACCGUUACUACACUGUGACCGGACGCAGUACAUUAUAAUUAUCAUACGUGUGCGAACUUCAACGCGAUAGACGAUAGUUAGUAUACGGUACAAUAAUAAUAUUAUAAUAUAUAAUUACACGCGUGGUGUGAACAACGGCCGUAAGGUAGAACCCGUCACCGCGAUCACAGUGGCACGUUUUCGAUAAUUUGACGAAUGCGUCAAACAACAAAUUAUAAAUUACUAUAUUAUAGUAACUCAUCGUACAAGUAUCCCGUAAUAUUAUAAUAGGUACAGUAGGUACACGUAAAAUAAUUAUCGUACACCAUUGCACCAAAACAAAACGCGCACAACAAUAUUAUUAUACCUAUUCGUUUUUCACGUAGGUACCUGUCCCGAACUAUGUGCGGUUCUAUGGAUUUCCGCAACGAAAACAUAAUAAUAUUUCGGUAGUGUUUACCCGGAAUAAAAUUUACAGAAACGAUUUUAGCUGUGUACACACACGACAUACUAACUAUAUUAUAACUAUGGAAGUACACUCGGUGUAGUGCUAUUUUAUAAUUUAUGUUACAAUGUAUAAAUUGGUAUUGUCGUGCGCGCGUUUGGUGCAACACACUGCAAAACUGCAGUUGCAUUGUUGUCGGUCGUAAUAAAAUUCCAUGAUAAUUAUUGUUUUGUUUUGUUUUUUUUUUUUUUUUUUUUUUAAUGUGUAUUAAUAUUAUAAACUAUGUACCUACAGCUAUAACAGCUAUAGUAACUGAAGGCGACGGGUGAUUACCUCCAUCGUUUAUUAUCAUUAUUAUUAUUUUUAUUAUUAUUAUUAUUAUGUUUAUGUGUAUGUAUUAUGUUUGUUCGCACUUUACGGUGUGUAAAACCGAUUUUUUUUUUUUUUUUUUUAAUAGCAUAUAAAUAUAAUAUUAUUAUUAUACCCAUUAUAA